UACAGCACAGGGGCUCUGCACAGACUCUGCUGCCUGAGGCUCCGAGGCCCCGGGCUCCAUGCCAGCGCCACCACCAGCCAGCAGGGAUCUAGGGGCUUUGACUGGCGACCCAGCGGCCGCGACGCCGCAGCCUGGGGGAAGACCCGUUCCGGUGUCAUGGCCGACUGCAGCGCUGCUGCGGCGCCGGGUCCCGGCGAUGGGAAGAGACGACAGUUCGGGAGCCGGUUCCUGAGCGACCCGGGGCGCGUGUUCCACCACAAUGCCUGGGACGGCGUGCAGUGGUCGGCGGAGCAGGCGGCGGCGGCGGCGAGGAAGGUGGAGGAGAACAGCGCUCAGCGAGUGCGCCGGGAGCUGCAGGUUGAUUAUGAGAUCAAUGCUCACAAAUACUGGGAUGACUUUUAUAAAAUCCACGAAAAUGGGUUUUUCAAGGAUAGACAUUGGCUUUUUACUGAAUUCCCAGAGCUGAGACCCAGCCAAAAACAAAAUCACUUGAAGGAUUUGCUCUCAGAAGACAAGAGUGAAAUUCUUGAAUGUAGAAGCAGUGAGGUUGGAGCUGGUUUAAUAACAGGAGAACAGCACGUGCGUUCUUCAGACAGCAUCAGAUUUUUGGAGAAGACUGUAACUCAGAAACUCAGUGACCUGCAACUUUCUGCUGAUGGUUUUCCUGGAUCCUCAGCCACUUACCGAAUACUUGAGGUUGGUUGUGGUGUGGGAAACACAGUCUUUCCAAUUUUACAAACUAACAAUGACCCAGGACUCUUUGUUUACUGUUGUGACUUUUCCUCCACAGCCAUAGACCUGCUCCAGGCUAAUUCUGCGUACGAUCCUUCACGGUGUCUUGCCUUUGUCCAUGACCUGUGUGAUGAAGAGAAGAGCUACCCAGUACCUGAGAAUACUCUGGAUAUCAUCAUCUUCAUAUUUGUGCUCUCCGCAGUUGUUCCAGAUAAGAUGCAGAACGCCAUUAACAGGCUUAGCAGACUUUUGAAGCCUGGAGGUAUGAUACUUCUGCGAGAUUAUGGCCGCCAUGACAUGGCUCAGCUUCGGUUUAAGAAAGGUCAGUGUCUGUCUGACAACUUCUAUGUGAGAGGUGACGGCACUCGAGUUUACUUCUUCACACAAGAUGAGCUGGACACACUGUUCACGACUGCGGGACUGGAAAAGGUUCAGAACCUGGUGGACCGUCGGCUGCAGGUGAACCGAGGGAAGCAGCUGACAAUGUACCGCGUCUGGAUUCAGUGCAAGUACCGCAAGCCCCCUCUGCCCGGCACCGGCUGAGACACACUGCAGUUUGCAGGGCAGACACUCGUACUGCGUCUUGCUAGUGUUACUUUUUUCAAUCAAGAUUUUUUUUAAUAUUUGUGAAGCCCUUUGAUACAUUUCUCAAGUUUUUUGGACUUUUUAAUCUCAAGGAAUCUUGUCAUUUUCUAACACAUUAAAACAAGUAUUCAUGGAAAUCGCGAA
Messenger RNA from Erinaceus europaeus (western European hedgehog), 1461 nucleotides. RefSeq names its product methyltransferase 2A, tRNA N3-cytidine (gene METTL2A). The coding region runs from base 157 to 1275 and encodes 372 amino acids. Gene Ontology annotation, molecular function: tRNA (cytidine-N3)-methyltransferase activity. Lineage: Eukaryota; Metazoa; Chordata; Mammalia; Eulipotyphla; Erinaceidae. The transcript has 10 exons. The record is from RefSeq and is a predicted model, not a curated record.